AUGUUUCAAUCAUUUAUCUCGCAUCUUUCAUCGACCUUCUCUUCUCGUCCCAUUCUCUCCUCCGUUGUUGCUGGUGUCUCGUCCUUGUUGUUGCUUUAUCAAGGAAAGAAGUAUUACAAUGGAGGUCAAGUGAGUGCUGACUUGUUGUCGAAAUCUAAUUUGAAAGGAAAGAUUGUGAUUGUUACUGGUGCUAGUCCUGGUGGUAUUGGCUAUGAGACUGCCAAAGUCUUACAUUCUGUCGGAGCCACUGUGAUUCUGGCUGUGCGUGAUGAAAAGAAUGGAAAUGAAUCCAAGAGAUUGAUUGAAAAAGAGAAUCAUGGAGGUUCUGAUCGAUUGGUAGUCAUGCUCAUGGAUUUAACUGAUUUGGCAAGUGUGAAACAAUUUGCCACAGAAUUUAAAAAACAAUUUUCAGAAUUGGAUAUUUUGAUUAACAAUGCUGGAAUUAUGAUGUGCCCCUUUGCAACUACAAAGCAAAAUAUUGAGAUUCAAUUUGGAACGAAUCAUGUUGGUCACUUUUUAUUAACUUUAUUAUUACUCGAUCUCAUCAAGAAAUCCAGCAUUGGUCGCGUCAUUAAUGUUUCUUCACUUGCAGCUUCUGGAAUUAAACAAGCAGAGACCAAAACCUUUGCUUCAUUCACAGAAGAGUCAGUCAAGGGCGAUGGAAGCAAUUUGGGAGUGUCAGUGGGUAAAAUAUAUUCUCGUUCCAAGUUUGCGAAUGUACUUUUCACUAAAAAGUUGGACAGAGAAUUGAAAAAGGAUUCCCCAAAUGCUGCAAGCUAUUCGUGUCAUCCAGGAGUGGUUCGUACAAAUUUGGGGAGACAUUUACCUCGAUGGUUGAUGGUUGUAGUGACUCCAAUCUUUUAUUACUUUACAAAGUCGCCACUCGAUGGAGCACAGACGAGUUUGCAUCUUGCUCUAUCUCCUUCUUCAAGUUUGAAGGGUGGAAAUUAUUAUAGUGAUUGUAAGGAAAAGGUUGGAAAUCCAUUGGAGAAUUCCACCGAAUUGCAAGAUCGAUUGUGGGAAACAAGUUUGGAAUUGUGUCAAGAAUAUUUGAAGUAG
Molecule: messenger RNA, 1059 nt
Organism: Naegleria fowleri
Lineage: Eukaryota; Heterolobosea; Eutetramitea; Acrasida; Naegleriidae
Exons: 1
Coding region: 1-1059 (352 amino acids)
Source: RefSeq, a predicted model, not a curated record